AUGGUCGCUCCGCUGUAUACGACUGCCUCGGGGCUGCUUUUCCAUGCGGGAAAGAUACUCGUAUUGACCGUCGGUCUUCCUGCGAGAGGAAAGACACACAUUUCUCGAGCUCUAGAACGCUAUCUGCGCUGGACUGGUGUAAAGACCCAGGUUAUAUCCUUGGGUGACUAUCGCCGCAAAGUACUCGGUGGAACGCGAAACCUUCCCCCGGACUACUUCACGCUUGGAGAGAAGAGCCCUGAGACCAUGGCUUUGCGCCAGAAGAUCUCUGACGGAUGCGAGCAGCUCAUCAUGGACUUCUUCAACGAACAAGGUCAGGUUGUCAUCUACGACGCAAACAACGGAACAAAGGAACGCCGCCAGCGUAUAGCGGACAAGUUCAUCAAGCACGGAAUCCAUGUCAUUCUUCUAGAGUCGCUAUGUGAUGACAAGGAACUGAUCAUGGCGAACAUCCGCAGUGUCAAGAUAUCUUCUCCGGACUAUCGCAACUGGGACCCAGAGAAAGCGGUAGAAGAUUAUUACAGCCGCAUACGCGACCACGAAGUGCAUUAUGAACCUGUAGAAGAGACCGCGUAUCCGUUCAUUCGGAUUAAGAAUGUCGGCGAGCACAUCAUGGUGAACGACAUCCGUGGAUAUCUGCAAUCAAGAAUUGUGUUUUUCCUCAUGAACAUUCACAAUACUCACAGGACCAUCUACUUCGCGAGAGUUGCAGAUUCAGACCUGUCUCAGGCAGGGUGGGAGUAUGGAGAACGCCUUAAGGAAUUUGUGCUUGAACGACGAGCAAAAUCUAUGAAGGAACGCGGCAUCGACCCCACCGACCGCAGACUUGUGAUAUGGACUUCCGCCCGUCGGCGAUCCCACCACUCAGCGUGGCCCUUCCUGACUGUGGGCCCAAAUGACCCUGCACCGCCCGCAAAGGUGAAGGUCAUUGAGCGACCGCAGAUGUCUGAGAUCAAUCCCGGCGUGUGGGACGGUCUUACGCCGGACGAGGUGCGAAAGUACUACCCCGACGAGUGGGAGCGCUUUGUACACGACCCGUACGCCUAUCGUGCGCCACGCGCGGAGAGUUAUCACGACCUUUGUGUACGCCUCGAGCCCACGCUGAUCGAAUUAGAGAGGCAGAAAGAGGACCUGCUCAUCAUCGGACACGCAUCCGUCAUUCGAUGCAUCCUCGCGUACCUCAUCGGGUUGCCUGCGUCCGAGAUCCCAGCGAUCGAGAUCGCGCGUGGGGACCUGAUCGAGGUUGUGCCUACGUCGUAUGGGGUAUAUAGUCAGGCAUACCAUUUCUGGGAUGGUCCCGGGCGUAGCGACACGAAUGGCACAGGGACAGACGACGGAAACUUCUAUGAGAACUACGCGGAGGACACGAAGGGCAAGCGGAGGCCAGAGGUGGACGUGGAGCAAGCGGUUUGA
Postia placenta MAD-698-R-SB12 is the source of this 1413-nucleotide messenger RNA. RefSeq lists its product as hypothetical. NCBI's taxonomy places the organism in Eukaryota, Fungi, Basidiomycota, Agaricomycetes, Polyporales, Adustoporiaceae. Gene Ontology annotation, biological process: fructose metabolic process; fructose 2,6-bisphosphate metabolic process. Gene Ontology annotation, cellular component: cytosol. The transcript has 10 exons. The coding region runs from base 1 to 1413 and encodes 470 amino acids. Gene Ontology annotation, molecular function: fructose-2,6-bisphosphate 2-phosphatase activity; 6-phosphofructo-2-kinase activity; ATP binding. The record is from RefSeq and is a predicted model, not a curated record.